This is a messenger RNA of Homarus americanus (American lobster), 768 nucleotides long. RefSeq names its product casein kinase I-like. The transcript has a single exon. NCBI's taxonomy places the organism in Eukaryota, Metazoa, Arthropoda, Malacostraca, Decapoda, Nephropidae. Bases 1 to 768 code for a protein of 255 amino acids. The record is from RefSeq and is a predicted model, not a curated record. Gene Ontology annotation, molecular function: ATP binding; protein kinase activity. Gene Ontology annotation, biological process: protein phosphorylation.
AUGCCCUCCUCCCACUCUCCUGAUAUCUCCAACCAAUUCUCCUUCACCUGGUUAAGCUCUGAUGAGUUACAAAAAAUUCCUCUCAUCACCGUGAUCAGAGAGGGUAAAUAUGGGUUGAUUUACCUUGCUGUGUAUAACAAGGAAUUGGCAGUUAUGAAAAUGUAUAUCAAGGAAAACCAAGAAUGCUUCCUCAACGAGAUGGCAGCACACAUAUCUCUGAAUGGAAUUGCAGGAGCACCCCGUCUAUACGCAGCGUGUCCUGAGGCCUAUGCUCUUCUGCUGGAGUACACAGGGAUACCCUUGGAGGACUAUUUUAGCUGCUGCACACUAAGAAAAAAACUUGAAGUGCUUAUAAAAAUUGCCGAACGGCUUGGUGAAUUACAUAAAAAAAACAUUAUCCACAAUAAUUUAAAACCACAUAGUAUAACCCUGACCUUCCAGGGGGAAGAGCCCAUCAUCCACCUUAUUGAUUACAGGGUGGCCUCGGAGACAGGGUGUUUGGAGAAAGGGAACUCCCUGCGCCGCUGUAAAAAUCCGGGCUACUGGUUGGCGCCAGAAUUCGGUAAGGGCGGUGUUCCCUCUCCCACUACCGAUACAUAUUCUUUUGCACACUUGGUGAUUGACGUUAAAAACCAAAUAUUUCAUCCCCUCCUCCAGGAGUGCCUCCGAAUGGUUGCAGGUGCCACGUGCGGGUUAAACCCCCUCCACCGCGCCCCAUUGCCUGAAGUCAUCGGCCUAAUUCGUUCGUUCUUGCCUUUAUCUGAUUGA